Messenger RNA from Chenopodium quinoa (quinoa), 2153 nucleotides. RefSeq lists its product as uncharacterized. The transcript is spliced from 5 exons. The record is from RefSeq and is a predicted model, not a curated record. Bases 1 to 1209 code for a protein of 402 amino acids. NCBI's taxonomy places the organism in Eukaryota, Viridiplantae, Streptophyta, Magnoliopsida, Caryophyllales, Amaranthaceae.
AUGGGUGAUGUUGUAGUGUUACAAUUUCAAUAUAGGGGUAUAGAUGUUGCUGUUAAUGUUGACGAUAUUGAUAAGGUGAACUUAAUAGACCUAAUAGUUGAAUGUUUUGCUAACCUACCUGACGAGAAGGAAAUAUAUGUAUGGGUUGUGGAUGGUCUUAAGGAUACUCAGGUUGUGGCAGCUGCUAGGUCACUUAUUUUAGGAAGUGCUAGUGCUAGGGGACCUAAACUGAUUCCUAGAAGGAGACAGAACACUUUUAUUGAAGCUGAGGUCAUUAGUGAAGAAGAAUUUCAGAGGCGUGUUGCUAGUUUGAAAACCCCAGAGACUACACCCCAAGUUGAAGCUUAUAUACCUGAGGGCACUAAUAUUGAAGACACUUGGGCUGAUAUUUUGAGUGAUGAACCUCAAACACUGGAGAGUUUGGUGGAGGUCAGAAUUCUGAAUCAUCUAAGUCUUCUAGGGCACCAGCCAUAUUUAGGAGAAAACUUCCUAGGACUACUGCAAAGAUCGAGGAAGGGAAUUGUGAUUAGUGUGAGUGCAUCUGGUGGUGAUAGUGAUCUGAACACUGUGAGUGCAGUUAGGAGUAGAAAGAGAAGUAGUUUAGUUAGCUUGGGUGAUGACAGUAAUGGGUAUGACAAUCAAAGUUUGUCUUUAUAUGAGGAUGAAGAUGAUGGGGGUUAUGAACCAAAUGAGAGUGAUAAUGGAGAUGAUACUGAUGAGAGUGUUGACACUGAAGAUGACCUAUCUAGGGAUGAGUAUGGUCCAAUGAUUGAAGAUGCUUUUGAUCUAUAUGAUGAGCCUGUUUUUGAGUGUGAGAAGGAUGAGGACUAUUGUUUUUGUAAGCUUUACAAUAAUGGGGAAGUGUAUCAGGAAAUGGGUUUUGGGAGAAUAGUGUCGAAACCAUGGCAAUUAUUCAUUAACAAACAACAUCUUAGGGAUGUUGUAAGGGACUACUGUAUUCAGUGUGGUUUUGUUAUAAUAGUUUACUAUGCUAGUAACUCUAGAUACAUUGUUAGAUGCUCUGAUGCACACUGUGGGUGGAGAUUACAUGUUGUUGUUCUGCCAGAUGGUACCACUUGGGCUAUUAAACUGAUUCAAAACUCUGAACACACCUGUCAAGGGUUAGAGACUAGGAACAACAUGGUUAAUGUUAGAUGGGUAAAAAGUGUGUUAAUGGAUGACAUUAGAGCAAACAAUGACAUUUGCUAAGUUAUUGAAUGAGCUUUUGUGGAAAAGGUUUGGUGUAGAAAUGGCCCAGUCAACGUUGUACAGAGUGAGAGCUAAGGCUUUAGAAGAAAUCCAUGGAGGGCUUCAUGUGUCUUACAAGUUGUUGCUAGUCUAUUGUGAUGUGAUUAGAGCUAUGAACCCGAAUUCCUUAGCUUUCUGUGCUUAGAAUCCUCCCAACCAUCCAGAGAGCCAUUAGCAUUUAGUAGCAUUUUCAUAUCAUUUAAGGUUGCAAUGGAUGGGCUAUUUGCUGGUUGUAGAAGCAUAAUUGGGGUUGAUGGAACUCACCUAAAGGGAAACUUUGGUGGAGUGCUACUGUCAGCUGUGGCUUUGAAUGCAAACAAUGAACUUUUUUAAGUUGCCUGGGCAAUAGUUUGGGCAAUAGUUAGAGCUGAAGACACUAAAAGCUGGAAGUUUUUCAUCUGGCAUCUCAAAAAUGCAUUGAAGGACAGUGGCAGAGGAGAUGAAUGGUGUAUCAUCUCAGAUAGGCAAAAGGGAAUACAAGUGGCACUAACUGACUUGCGGCCUAAAGUGGGAAGAAGAUACUGCUGCAAGCAUCUAGUCAAGAAUUUCAAGGGAGAAUUUCCCGGCCUACUUAUGUUCUCACUCUAUUGGAAAGCAGCUAGGGUUUACAACCCUUUUUUACUUUUAGAAAGGCAAUGGAAUCUCUAUAGAAGGCUAACCCAUUAGAAUUAGUUUGGUUGUCAAAAGUUGGACCCCAAUCAACAUGGUCUAAGCAUGCUUUCAACUCUGCCAUAAAGUGUAAUGUGAACAAGUCUAGUUUUGUUGAAAGCUUUAAUGCAACUUUGGGCAUUAAUAGAUGCAGACCUGUUCUUACUUUACUUGAAGUAGCCCGUUCAAAAUAGCUUAUGUUAAUGAUCUUAUGCUACAUUAAUACAACAUAAUAACCAUCUUUUGCUUAACUGUUA